CCAAUCUCAAGUGUUUUCAUUAGGAUUAAGGUGUCCCAUACACUAUUGAAAAACCGACCCAACUCCGUCGCGACAGUUUGAGAGAACGGAAAAGCAAUAGAUUGGUUGCGAAAAAGCAAUCACCAAAGAUGCCAACUGGUAGUGGAAGAAAGAGAAAGACCUACGGCUUCGUUCGGGAUCUGGACGAGGAAUUUCUCCAACAUCAACAAAGCGAUGAUAAUGAUGAGAACGAUACCUGCGGCAAUGGCAGCCACAGCAGCAUUAGUGUCAACGAUGAUGACUUUUCUGUAGAAGACGAGAGUGGCAGUGCCAUCCGCGUCGAAAAGAAGAGAGAGUCUAGAGUCACCCAGAAUACAAAGAAAAAGGACCGCAGAGGCAAUAACGGUAGCGCGCAGAAGGAGAGGGAAAAAGCAGAGACCAAUGAACAGUCUCAAAAGGAAAUCAAAUCGAAUGACAUUAGAAUCACCGCCGACGACGAAGAUCACUUUGAGACAACAGCAACAUCAACAAGAAACGAGAAGGAAUCAAGCAAAACCAUCAGUUUGGAUUCGUUCGAUGUCGUUCUUCCUCCUUCUAUUAUCGGUGGUGGUGGUUCUACUUACGAAAAUCAAUGCACCUUGCUCGUCGAGGUCUCGGAUACCACGGAUGCCGUCGCUUUGGGUGAAUUCGGUGGAAGUGUCGGUGCUAUUGGACGGUUCGAAAGCGAUUCCAAUGGCAUAACCUUGGACUUGAAAGGCAAUCAAUACCGGGGGAGCCUUUUGCCGGGGCCAACCUGUAUGGUAGUAGGCUUUCCCUCUACUUUUGGCUUUAAGAAAAAGGAAGGGCCAAUAGCAGCAACGAAAGACCAACAAGUCGAAGAGAUGUCGCCGUCCUCGGCGUUCCCAACAUUACGGGUGGAGGCAAUUACAGACGAAUAUGCAACUCUUGUUCAAAUCGCUGAUCACAUGAAAACACUUGACGCAGUCGUGAUAGGGAACCAAAACAACAGUCACGAAACUAACGGCAAAAACGAGAACAAAGACAAGAUUCCCAAGUAGUGAUGAAAACCACCAGCUGUGUAAGAUUGAGAGUUCAAUGCCUUAGGAUUGAUCAUACCGCACGCACGGCGAAAAGAAAUGACGAGGAGAGGGAUUGUACGAAGUUUGGUUUACUCUGAACAUAUCUGUAGGUAUUUUUCUUCUUUUGAUGACACAGUAAGGAAAAACACAGAUCCAGAACGAAUAUCUUGAAUCAGAUCGUUCCAAAAUAUAGUUGUAAGCGAUGUGGAGGGAAGUUUUCCAUCUUUGAUUCCGUACAUAGUAUUAGAACGUAAGGGAAUGAGUACACUUAGUUUGUCGAUGUUAAAUUAUGAAACAUCCAUACCAGAACAGUAUCUUUCCAACACGAUAAGAGUGCGUUCUAACAGCAGCAUUGAUCGAACCGCUGUGUUCGCGCUUCAGAUUUCAUAGUACAUCAGAAUGGCGUAAUAUGUUUAUGUAAGGAGGAGGAGUGUGCGAUUCAGUUUUUUUUUCAUUUAUUAUUUAUAUACAUUUGAACAAACUCAAUUGACAAUAAUAAUUCAGUUGUGCA
Pseudo-nitzschia multistriata is the source of this 1569-nucleotide messenger RNA. NCBI's taxonomy places the organism in Eukaryota, Bacillariophyta, Bacillariophyceae, Bacillariales, Bacillariaceae. The record is from the annotation of a GenBank genome assembly.